Messenger RNA from Cornus florida, 510 nucleotides. RefSeq lists its product as uncharacterized. NCBI's taxonomy places the organism in Eukaryota, Viridiplantae, Streptophyta, Magnoliopsida, Cornales, Cornaceae. Bases 1 to 510 code for a protein of 169 amino acids. The record is from RefSeq and is a predicted model, not a curated record. The transcript has a single exon.
AUGGCAGGUCACAAUCAAACACCACCAGAAAAAUCCCUUUCCAAACAUUCUAACACCAAUAAUUCUGGUAUGGAUCCAUCAAACCCAUACUUUAUUCAUCAUUCAGAUCAACCCAGUCACAUACUCGUUCCGACAAAAUUAAAUGGCGCCAAUUAUCCAUCAUGGAGUAAAUCCAUGAUCCAUGCUCUCACAGCCAAGAAUAAAAUUGGCUUUGUUAAUGGAUCCAUUGAGCCACCUUCAGAAACAGAACAACCAACAGAAUAUGCAUUAUGGAAUCAAUGCAACAGCAUGAUUUUAUCAUGGCUCACUCACUCAGUGGAACCUGAUCUAGCCAAAGGGGUUAUUCAUGCCAAGACAGCCCAUAAAGUAUGGGAAGAUUUCAAAGAUCAAUUCUCACAGAAAAAUGCACCAGCAAUCUAUCAGAUCCAGAAAUCCUUGGCCUCUCUCUCACAAGUCACCAUAACAGUCUCAACUUAUUUCACAAACUCAAAGGCCUUUGGGACGAAUUAG